UUGUUAGCCUUAAUUUAAUCAAGUAAUCAUUAAGUUUUGGAAAAUAAUAAAAAAAAAAGCUUAAGUGCUCACCCCUUAUUACCGUAUCCUUGAUUAUUUAUCCUACAUGUUUGAAGUCAUGAGGCUAAGUGAAAGCAACAAUGGAAAGGGGAGAAAAUGGUAAGCGGAGCAAGUCAGCGUCUGAUCGAAACCAUCGUCUCAUAUAACUAUUGAAUAAAACAGAGACUUAUCUUCUCAUAGAGAUGUGAUUUUCCUUUGUUGAAUGAUGGUGUUCUAGGACGGCCAAAAAAGAGUAAUGGUUCUCUAGACUUUAUACAAGUUCAUUAUAAAAUCAUUGAAAUGCUUCUCUAGACUUUAUACAAGUUCAUUAUAACAUCAUUGAAUGCUUUUGUUUUGGGAUUUCUUAUGUUAACAGUCUUUUAUGGAGAGGAUGAUAUAAUUCUUUCCGGAAAUUUUUAAUGCCUGCAUUUCAUUAUACUUUUAAAAAUAUCUCCAGUUAUAUGCUUCCUAUACUAACAAGCUCCUCUUUGAUCACCCGCUUAGAGAAGAAUGAUGAGAAGAAAUUUACAAAUCUUGCCAAGAGAAUAGAUGGAUUCUUGCAAAAGCUGAUUGAUGAGCAUCGGAUCAAGGAAGGAAACACCAUGAUAGAUCAUCUCCUUUCAUUACAAAAAUUAGAGCCCGAUUACUAUACGGAUCAAAUCAUAAAAGGGCUUGCUUUGGUUCUUAUAUUUGCAGGAACUGAUACAUCUGCGAUUACAUUAGAUUGGGCAAUGUCUAAUUUACUAAAUCAUCCUGAUGUACUAAAGAAGGUUAGAGAUGAGAUAGACGCUCAAGUUGGCGAUCAAAGGUUGAUGGAUGAAACGGAUGUUCCGAGUCUCCAUUACCUUCAAAAUAUUAUAUUGGAGACACUUAGAUUGUAUCCACCAACCCCUCUUCUUGUUCCACAUUUCUCCUCCUCGGAUUGUACUGUAGGUGGGUAUGAUGUGCCACGCGACACAAUAGUCUUGGUCAAUGCUUAUGCUAUACAUAGGGACCUGAAAUUAUGGGACGACCCAACAAGUUUCAGACCGGAGAGAUUUGACGAGGAAGAAAAGGAGAGCCACAGGCUGCUGCCAUUCCGGUUAGCCUUUAAGUUCUUGUUCCUGUCCGGAAAACGCCGCAAGAACCUUCCUCCUAGCCCACCUUCUCUUCCCAUAAUCGGCCAUCUGCAUCUCUUAAAACAUCCCACCCACCGUGCACUUCGCGACCUGUCUAACAAGUAUGGUCCAAUUAUCUCCCUCCAGAUGAGAUCUUACUUUGCUGUUAUUGUCUCCUCAGCAUCACUAGCUGGAGAAUGUUUCACAAAAAAUGACGUUAUUUUGGCGAAUCGUCCGAAGUCACUCAAUGGAAAGCAUUUAAACUACGAUCACACGACCGUAGCGACGGCAUCAUACGGCGACCACUGGCGCAACCUCCGUCGUAUCACUUCAAUUGAAAUCUUCUCCUCCAGCCGCCUCAACAAGUUCCUCGGGAUACGAAUGGACGAAGUCAGGCAGUUAUUGUUGAAACUAUCUCGCAAUUCACGUCAAGACUUCGCGAGAGUGGAGCUGAAACAAAUCAUCGUUGACUUGACAUUUAAUAAUGUCGUGAGAAUGGUGAUGGGAAAGCGAUAUUAUGGUGAGAACGUGACUGAUUAUGAAGAGGCAAAGCGGUUCAAGGACUUGAUAGCAGAGGCAACACAAAUUGCUGGAGUAGGGAAUGCUGCAAAAGCUUUCCCAAUAUUGAGUUGGAUCACGAAUCACGAGAAAAAAGUUAUGAGUAUUGGUAAGAGAACCGAUCGUUUCUUACAGGGGUUGGUUGAUGAGUACCGUAGCAAGAAAGGGGGAGACUCAAUGAUUGAUCAUCUUCUUUCUUUGCAAGAAUCAGAGCCUGAGUACUACAGUGAUCAAAUCAUAAAAGGACUUGUUCACACUAUGAUUUCUGCAGGAACAGAAACAUCUGCUGUGACAUUAGAAUGGGCAAUGUCUAAUUUACUAAACCAUCCAGAAGUAAUGAAUAAGGCUAGAGAAGAGAUAGACGCUCAAGUGGGUAAAGAAACGCUGAUGGAAGAAUCGGAUGUUGCAAAGCUUCAUUACCUUCAAAGUAUCAUGUGGGAGACGCUUCGACUUCACCCAGCAGCACCACUACUCGUCCCACAUAUGGCGUCUGCUGACUGCACAAUAGGUGGGUAUGAUGUACCACAAGGCACAAUGGUGUUGGUCAAUGCAUUUGCCAUACACCGGGAUCCAAAGUCAUGGGAUGAACCGGAAAGUUUUAAACCAGAGAGGUUUGAGAAGGAAGAGAAGGAGAGCCAUAAGCUCCUACCAUUCGGAUUGGGAAGGAGAGCUUGUCCUGGGGCAGGGUUGGCCCAACGAGUGGUGAGCUUGACUUUGGGGUCCAUGAUUCAGUGCUUUGAAUGGAAUAGGGGCAUAGUCAUUCCCUUUCACAAACCCCUUCCCAGUGAUUUCAUUACUCAAAUUUAAGAUUUCAAAAUUGAAAUUUUAAGUUUUUAUCAAUUUUUAAUUACUUGCAAGUUGUACGAUACAGUUUUUAAUCUUUGCAAGUAUGUACGGCUUGCAACAAGGUAAGGUAUUUAACGAAUUUGGGAAGUGGAAUUGUGUUUUAGGAAAGGGAGAGGGUGAGUCUGAAGCAGAGGAAAACAAGUUGUAAUCUAAGCUUGAAUAAAUUGAAAAGUUGUUUGAUUAAGGUAUUUUAACUUCGGUAUGACACCAGAAAUUGCAAAACCGCCAAAACAGGUUUGGGUUUUGUUUAUGGCCCACUCUGGGUUGGGUUGUGUUUUGUAUCAUGGGCUUGUUUUAGUAUAGAGGCUUUGAUCUCUGUGGGCCAAUUUUGUAUGAAGAUAGUUAGGCCUAACCUAUAACAUGCAUGGAUUUCCGUAUUAGAUUUUGGCACCAUUGAUGCGGGAACUAAAUUUUGCUGGCAGUA
Messenger RNA from Rubroshorea leprosula, 2964 nucleotides. The record is from the annotation of a GenBank genome assembly. NCBI's taxonomy places the organism in Eukaryota, Viridiplantae, Streptophyta, Magnoliopsida, Malvales, Dipterocarpaceae.